Coffea eugenioides is the source of this 3812-nucleotide messenger RNA. RefSeq names its product protein SUPPRESSOR OF PHYA-105 1-like. Gene Ontology annotation, molecular function: protein binding; ATP binding; protein kinase activity. The record is from RefSeq and is a predicted model, not a curated record. NCBI's taxonomy places the organism in Eukaryota, Viridiplantae, Streptophyta, Magnoliopsida, Gentianales, Rubiaceae. The coding region runs from base 342 to 3428 and encodes 1028 amino acids. The transcript is spliced from 10 exons. Gene Ontology annotation, biological process: photomorphogenesis; protein phosphorylation.
UGUUAUUGUCGGCCCUUGCCUUGAUGGGAGCCAAAUUUUUUUUUAAUGCUAUGAUGAAGAUAGUUUCUCACAUUUCAGGCAAGCUCUAUUCUUUAUCUGGAGUUUUAGGGGUUUAGAUUCAUUCGGUUCUUUCCGAACUUGCUCUGAGCUUGUCUGAUCCCUUUUCAGUACCGUGGAAAGUUGGGGACUUUGUUUGAUUUUUUAAUUUUAAUAUGUGAUUGUUGAAGUUGGGACGCUCAUUUCUUCAAAUUAAGCUCUUUUGAACUGGGAUUUUCUGUUUAUCGUCAUUUCUUCAAGAAUGGGAUAGUUGCUUGAUUGAUGAGCUUAAUUGAGAACGAAAAAUGGAGCAUGUUGAGGAUAAAUCUACCGUUGAACAUAAGAGUAAAGAGCCAGAACUUGAUAAAGAGCAAGAGGGCUGCAGCACUAGAUCAGAAUCGUCAGGAUUGCGUGUAUCUACCGUUUCUGACUUGCUAGGAAGCUCCACCAACUCCGACGGAGAUCAAUUGCAAAAGGGUUUGUCAAACAGAUAUGUGAUGGCUCUGGGAAAUCAACAUGUCCCCCGUACAAAGGCUUAUUCUGUAACUGAUGUGGGGAAAGGGAACGCAGUUGAAGAAUCUACGAAGAGAGAUUUUAAGACUUCCAUCUUGGCUUCGGUUAGCAGCACAAAUGAUUGUGAGGCAAUCAAUCAUAGGCAGAAGGAUAUGUGGCAAAAUUUUUUUCGAUUGGCAGGGGGGAUAAGGAGUAGGAAUUUUUCUGGAGCAUCAGUUUCCGAGAAGCAGGGUGGAAUAUCAUUAAGUUCGAAGGAGAAGAAGGAAAUGGAGUCUGUGGGUAUUAAGGAGCUUAAACCUUUGAUGACAAAACAGAAGAAUAAAGUCCUAGGUGGAGUUUCCACUCGUUCUGCAGAUAAUUGUCGCUCGCACACUCAAAGCAAUCAACAGCCUGGUGGGGAUGAUCGUUCAAAAGUAUUACAAUCUUCUAGCUUUACUAAUUUCUUCAGGAAACAAUCUCGCGAGGAUAAGGCUGUUGAAUGUACAGAACCUGAAGUUCAUUACAGACCUCAUUCUGCAGCCAUGACGCAAUAUGAAAAACAAUUGAUUACUCUUAGCGCCCAUAAUUCUGGCGUGUUGGCGGACACAAAGGCUUCUCAAAGUCUGCCUCCGUUGCCUGAUAAGUAUCUGGUAGGACCUGUAGCAUCUCAUGGUAAGAUCACUUUGAGAGAUUGGCUAAGUUCUGGGGCUUCUGAGAUGAAGAAAGUUGAGAGGCUGCGCUUAUUUAAACUGAUUGUGGAGUUAGUGGAUUUAGCACACUGUGAAGGAAUUGGACUACUAGACUUGAGGCCAUCCAAAUUCAUUUUUGCCUCACCUGAUAGCAUUAAGUACACUGGUUCAUCAGUUCCAAUAGGAUUGAUGACCAUGGUGAACCAAGCUAUGACUAAGAAAAAGCCAUUGGAGCAGGAUGCCUAUGACCAGAGAGAAAUGCUUGUAAAGAAGCAAAAGCUUGGCAAGGACAUGGAAUCAAUGAGACAUGAAUCUCAAAUUUUUUCUGCCUAUUGCACAGUUAACGAAACUAUUGGGCCCAAGUCUGAAUUGGAACCUGAGGUGGUUCAAAUGGAAAAGAAGUGGUAUGCUUGUCCAGAGGAGCUUCAUAGCAGUGGCCUAUUGUCAUCAAAUAUUUACAAUCUAGGCAUUCUCCUAUUUGAGUUACUUUGCCAAUUCGCAUCACCGGAGUUGCAUUUCGCAGCCAUGUUGGAUUUGCGAGACCGAAUUCUACCUGCAAAUUUUCUUUCUGAAAAUCCAAAGGAAGCUGGUUUUUGCUUUUGGCUGCUUCAUCCUGAACCUUCGUGCCGUCCGACAACAAGGGAAAUCCUGCAAUCUGAAUCAAUUUAUAGUUCCGAGGAUGUCCUUGUGGGAGAUAAUGCACCAUCAAUGAUGGAGAAAGAAGAGGAUGUAGAAUCAGAGCUCUUACUUCAUUUUCUAGAUUCGCUUAAGGAACAAAGGCAGAAUCAUGUUUCAAGUUUACUGGAGAGUAUAAAAUGCUUAGAAACAGAUAUCAGAAAAAUUGGAAGCAGACAUGAACAAGAAUUUUACUCAGAUUGGAUGGACCAACGUUUAAGUGCUUCAAGGUCAAGUCUUGUUUCUAAAGAUAGGGAUGAUAUUGAAAUUCUUCCAAGAAUAUUCUCAUCAAGAAGUAUGAUUGAAGAAAAGUUAAAUUUGAUGAAAAACAUCAGCCAGCUGGAAAAUGCUUAUUUCUCUCUGAAAUCUCAGGCCCAAAUCACAGAGAAUUCUUCCUUGGAAAGAGCAGACAAGGCCUUAUUGAGUAUUCGUGAGAAGUGGUUUGAGGCUCAAGAUGCAAAUAAAGACCCAAACAUGGAAGAAAAACUGAUUGAUCGAGUUGGAGUCUUCUUUGAAGGCAUUUGUAGAUUUGCUCGCUAUAGUACCUUUCAAGUGUGUGGAACAAAGUGGAACGCUGAUUUUCUAAACUCUGCAAAUGUCAUUUGCUCUUUGAGUUUUGAUCGGGAUGAGGAGUAUAUUGCUGCUGCAGGGGUCUCAAAGAAAAUCAAAAUCUUUGAGUUUGGUUCACUUCUGGAUGACCCUGUUGACAUUCAGUAUCCUAUGGUUGAGAUGUCAAACAGAUCUAAGCUUAGUUGUGUUUGCUGGAACCAAUAUAUCCAGCACUUUUUGGCUUCUACAGAUUAUGAUGGUAUAGUGCAGAUCUGGGAUGCAAGCAAUGGUCAAUGCUUUGCUCAAUACAUUGAGCACCAGAAGAGGGCUUGGUCUGUUGACUUUUCUUGUGUGGAUCCAGCAAAGUUUGCCAGUGGAAGUGAUGAUUGUUCUGUGAAAUUGUGGAGCAUCAAUGACAGAAACUCUAUUGGAACAAUAUGGAAUCCUGCCAAUGUUUGCUGUGUUCAAUUCUCUACUUGCUCGUCAUAUAUUUUGGCUUUUGGUUCUGCUGAUUACAAGAUCUACUGUUAUGAUCUUCGACACACAAGAAUUCCUUGGUGUGCAUUAGCUGGCCAUGGAAAGGCAGUUAGCUAUGUGAAGUUCAUGGAUUCAGAAACUCUUGUUUCUGCAUCCACGGAUAACACCUUGAAGCUUUGGGACCUCAAGAACACUACCAUUGAGGGUUCUAUUUCGAAUGCUUGCAGCUUGACCUUUAGUGGACAUACUAAUGAGAAGAAUUUUGUUGGUUUAUCUGUUUUAGAUGGAUAUAUAGCAUGUGGUUCUGAAACUAAUGAGGUUUUUGCGUAUUACAGAUCUCUGCCAAUGCCGAUUGCUUCUCAUAAGUUUGGGUCCUUUGAUCCUAUAUCUGGUCAUGAACUUGAUGAGAGCAAUGGGCAGUUUGUUUCAAGUGUUUGCUUUAGAAGAAAAUCUAACAUAGUUGUUGCUGCAAACUCAAGUGGUAGUAUAAAGCUAUUGCAAAUGGUCUGAGAAAGCUCCAUUCUACCAUGAACAUUUGAAUCACAGUUUUCUGAUCACAUGAUUCUCGGCAAAUUGCUGCUAUUUUGGAACUGGCACUCACCUUUAGCAGUUCACAUGAGUUCUUCAUGGUUAGCUCCGCUUAAAGUUUCAGGACUUGUAUUGUUGAAGCUGUUUGCAUACUCGUUCAGGUAAAAGGUGAACUGCUUGUAAAGCUUGAGCAUUUAUAGAAUCCCCAUUUCAUAUUCUCUGAAGAUUGGUGAAGAGAUGUGAGAUAUGCUCCUUAUCAAAAUAAGCUCGGACAAGUUAUUGAAGUGUGAUACCAUGGCCUUUGUGCAGUGAUAAAAUGAAGCUGACAGCAGUUCAACUUGCUUGGAGCAGUUCUUUCAAGUUCAA